Scutellospora calospora is the source of this 431-nucleotide messenger RNA. Lineage: Eukaryota; Fungi; Glomeromycota; Glomeromycetes; Diversisporales; Gigasporaceae. The record is from the annotation of a GenBank genome assembly.
AUUUACUUUCAAAAAUUCUUUUUAAAGAACAAAGAAGAUUAAAUAAUUCAAUAGAAUUAGAUCCUAAAAAAUUUUUAGAAUUAAUUACAAGAUCUAAUUUUUUACUUGAAGGAUUUUUUGAUGAAAUUUUUAAUGCUAUAAGUCCAAAAAAUAGAGAUUAUCAAACUAGAGAAAAUGAUAAAAAAAUUGCAGUUAGAUUUUGUUAUCUUCUUGCUAGAGCUCGAAAUAAAUUUACAAAUGAAUUAAAAAUAGAAAUUGGUCUUUAUUUAUUAGUAUCUGGAUGUAGUAGUUCUGCAAUUGAUACAUUAUCAAAUUUUGGAAUUUCAGCAUGUUAUAAAACAAUUGAUGACUAUAAAAAAAAAGUAGCAAAAGAACAUUUAACAAAAAUUUCUAGCUAUUUUACAUUUAAUGUAAGUAUUUUUUUUUUAUAA